UGUGGUGUCUUCAUUCAAGGUCAAAGCUGCAGUAUCAGCGGGAACGAGAUGUGGAAUGCCUACCAGAAUAUCCGCAACAUCGGCGGCUGUAAGAAGUGCGGCUCGUACCAUCGGAAAGAUGGGUGCAGGGUGACCGUCGAUUAUGUCUAUCAAUGCGACAAUCAUCAAAAUCUACCAUGA
Molecule: messenger RNA, 180 nt
Organism: Aspergillus aculeatinus CBS 121060
Lineage: Eukaryota; Fungi; Ascomycota; Eurotiomycetes; Eurotiales; Aspergillaceae
Exons: 1
Cellular component (GO): extracellular region
Source: RefSeq, a predicted model, not a curated record